Blumeria graminis f. sp. triticale is the source of this 84-nucleotide messenger RNA. Lineage: Eukaryota; Fungi; Ascomycota; Leotiomycetes; Helotiales; Erysiphaceae. The record is from the annotation of a GenBank genome assembly.
AUGGACGCUAGUGCUUACUGUCCUGGUGGCUUCGCCCUUGCUACUUCCCAACUGGGUUUGCAGGGCAAUUCUCUAAUUACAUGA